This is a messenger RNA of Sebastes umbrosus (honeycomb rockfish), 876 nucleotides long. Its product is annotated as transcription factor 7-like 1. The transcript has 4 exons. NCBI's taxonomy places the organism in Eukaryota, Metazoa, Chordata, Actinopteri, Perciformes, Sebastidae. Gene Ontology annotation, molecular function: RNA polymerase II cis-regulatory region sequence-specific DNA binding; DNA-binding transcription factor activity, RNA polymerase II-specific. Gene Ontology annotation, biological process: regulation of transcription by RNA polymerase II; canonical Wnt signaling pathway. Gene Ontology annotation, cellular component: beta-catenin-TCF complex. The coding region runs from base 182 to 817 and encodes 211 amino acids. The record is from RefSeq and is a predicted model, not a curated record.
UGGGCGCAGUUCAGAUGUCGGAUGCUAGAGGACCGUCUUGUGUAAAAAUCUUGAUUUCUUCAGUAAGUAGCUGUGUGUCCCUCUGUCUCCAUAGUAGGCCUACCUGCCCCAUCAGUGACCUGUAGAUAACCCCCUGACCGUCGGUCCCUCUCUUCCUCCUCAUCAUCACCCGAUUCUCCAGAUGGGAAAGCGUGAAAGGCAGGAGGCAGACCCGCCGUACGUCAAGAAGCCUCCAAAUGCAUUCAUGGUCUUCAUAAAGGAGCAGAGGGCAAAUGUGAAUGCCCAAAUAAACAUGGGAGGCAGAGGCAGUGCGGCCGUGAAUACAGUGCUGGGACAGGUGUGGUCGUCACUGACCAGUGAGGAGCAGGUCAAAUAUUAUGACAUGGCCAAUGAGGAAAGACUGCUCCACGCCAAGCAAAACCCUGAAUGGACAAGCAGCAAUAACUAUGGCAAAAAGAAUAAGAAGCCCCGGAGGCUGUGUGUGUCAGUGCAGACAGCGUUGAUGGAGCCUUCCUCCUCACGAGCAGCUGUGACGGCGGCGCUUCCUCACACUGAGACAGUCCCGGUGCUGCAGCCACAAACACAGACUACAGUGACUCUGCCUGUGUGCGACAUGUGUCACCUGCCACAGCUCUAUAAGGUCGGCCCUGCCUGCUGGCUGAAUCCUCCAGGCCACGUCGCUGGCCUCUCCUGCCGCACCGACUCAAACACAGACAGAGUCCGCACACUUAGAGGAGGACAGGUGUCUCCCAAUGAUGGAGCAGCCACCUUCCCCUCACAGCUUCAGCUGUCCUCCUCUCCACACAUGGACAUCUGAUCUGGAGUCAUGUUCUUUAUUAAAUAAAUAAAUAAAAAGAACAUUCUUUUAAUUUGAAA